This is a messenger RNA of Amoebophrya sp. A120, 1871 nucleotides long. Lineage: Eukaryota; Dinophyceae; Syndiniales; Amoebophryaceae. The record is from the annotation of a GenBank genome assembly.
AGAACCCUUUCGAAGCAUUGAGGGCCACACGCUUCUUGGAACAGAUCAUCGUCGCCAGGGACGCAACGAAAAAUUCAAAAAUGAAGUCUGACUAUCGUGCGUUGCCUUCCGACGGGCCGCCGCCUGCUCCUCUGCAGCGGAACUGGGUGCUGCUCUUCGUCUUUCUUGCUGCAAGUUUGCUAUUCGGAACCUGCUGGCUUCUCCUGCCAGAACCUGUCUACCCAAGUGAAGUACCAGCAGCAAGGCUAUCCGCAAAACCUUUCCACCCGCUGUUUUUUUUUCGCUGUUUUCUGUGACUGUGACAAGUAUCUUUUUGUCGCUCUCGCUGCGAUGCAACUUUAUUCUUUUCUGCCAGGAAACGGCGAAAAAAAAAAACGAUCUUCACUCGCAUAUCCUAAAGCCCAGUUUUCCGGAAUACUUGACGAAACAACGAUGUACAUCUUCAGUGGCCGCGGUGCUCAUCGCUCCGUAUUGCAAGACCUGUGGUCCUUUGACUUCUUUUCUAAGCGCUGGAAGCACCAUCGCAAGCCGAGUCCAAAGUUCGCGUUAGGCUUUCCAGAGGCAAACGGCGAUGCCUUUCUUCUGCCGGUGACCGGCCGCUCCGAGGAGCUGUACAGCCCGGACAAGCAAAUUGCACCGACAGGCCGUUUCAAUGGAUGCCAUGUCAGCACGCAGGACGGCAUCUUCAUCUUCGGAGGCGACGAGAAGUUCUAUGGCACAGGCGACCCUGACCCGAACUUCAUGAGUCGCGAGUUGUGGGUUUUGACGACUCGGCAUCACAAAAAGAAGCCGCACUGGCAGCGCAUCGGGCCGUUAGUCUGGAACUUUACGAACGCCACGGCUCCCUCAAUGCUGAGCGGAAAUGGCUUCAGCGACGAAGCCAAGGCAAAAUAUAGCGUGGAACGCUCUGCCCCUGCAUGCAGCUACGAUGCGAAUGCAAAACAAUUUUUUUUUGUCGGCGGUCGACCUGGUGUGGGCUCUCCUGACAACGAGCUCUGGGUGAUCGAUGUCGGGUAUGGAAAAAAAAGACUUGUUCUGUGGACGCUUCUGUUGCUGCUUGUUCUGCUCUACAUUUAUGUUGUCUUCGCUAACUCCUAUAUAGCCAAGAGACAAAAGCGUCUGCAGCCGCCUUGUACCUGCAUACCUAAACAAAAACUGCCACGCCUGCCACGAUGAGCGGAACCGUCCGACCACUGCCAGUCAAAGGCGCGUGCGCUGGAAGUCCACGGGCUUUCGUGACGCCAUCGACCGCACAGCCAGCAGAUUUUUCAUCUACAACUACUGCAGACCAAACGGCUAAUUCAACAUUCGAUAACUGGGUGCCUGUUAUGUAUCUUCAUGGCGGCCGAAACGGAAACCGAUAUUCCAAUCAACUUCUGAAAUUAAGGCGACACACUGCUUCCGGCAUUUUCCAAUGGGAGCCGCUUGCUGGAGAGUACGGCGUGGUGACAUCGGGAACGAUCCGGCAAGCCGUUUUUGAACCUAGCGCAACCGUGACCGAAACCCAUGGCGCAAAGCGACGAGCAAUCCCACCGGCCAGGAAUCACCAUGCCUGCACGUACAUCGAAGAACAUGACCAAUUCUGGGUUUUCGGUGGUAGAAGUAAUCACCGCGGCAACGACGAAGGCCUCCUCCACGAUCUGUGGGGAUACAGUACGAAGAAAGGUCUCUGGCAUCGCCAGGGGCCUCGCAAAUCAGCAAAGGCAUGGCCAACUCCACGGUUUCUUCCUUCAUUCGAAUACCUUGCCAGCGCGGACAAUUUUCUAGUCUUUGCUGGACAAGAUAGAACUCAAAAAACAAACGACAUCUGGCUACUGAGCCGCAUGACCCAUAAGACUGAUCUUGUUCAGCCCUGUGAGUAUUGUGACUGA